AGUGUACAUGCAGCAAACCUUAGAAUGUGACACGGAUUUCUGCCGCGGCGCCUCGGCUGCCUUAUCGGGCCAUAGCAUCAUCGCAUGCCCUGUGCGAAUCUAGCCGGCAAGUUGUCGCAUACACGAGUACCCAACAACCUUCGAAGAACAUGGCUAAGGCGGCGGGGUCUCGACACAUGCACUCGCGAGGCUCAAGAAGAGCUUGUCGCGCUGAUUGCCCCAUCCACUGUCGCGGUCCUCAAGCUCGGGUGCUACCACACACCUUUCCAGCCUAUCAUGAACGCCAGCAGGCAGAAAGUCAUGCAUGUUGUAUUGGCCUUCUCACAAUAGAUCAUAUACGGCCUGUAUGCCGCGCAGUGACGUCAAGCGCAUCAGGCUGAACUUUCUCACCAGCUCAGAAUACAGCUUACUUCUCACAUUGACCAUCCCCCAUAAACUCUGGAUACCAUGGAGGGAGGCCCGUCAACUGCGCAGUUCGAACACGAUACCAUUCCGGACGGAGGUAGACACAUACGUUUGUUGGAAAUCCAAGAAAUCGAUCCAGAUGGUCACGUAGUCUGCCGUCUAACCACCUGGCCUGUUGCAGGGGCUCCUGCGUACUAUGCUCUGUCAUAUACAUGGGGCUCACCAGUCCCAACUUAUUGGAUUUCUAUCAACACACUCAAUUUCCCGGCAGGUGAGGAUUGCGUUUACGCGCUGAAACAAGCGUUUUCUUCCAAAGCAAGCCAGUACUACUGGAUGGACGCUCUUUGCAUCAAUCAAAAUACUACAAUGGAAAGAAGUCAUCAAGUCGGAAUGAUGGCGCAGAUAUAUGCACGAUCGGUGCACGUGUUGGCAUGUGUCGGG
Alternaria rosae is the source of this 846-nucleotide messenger RNA. Its product is annotated as heterokaryon incompatibility protein-domain-containing protein. Lineage: Eukaryota; Fungi; Ascomycota; Dothideomycetes; Pleosporales; Pleosporaceae. The annotation marks the transcript as partial. The record is from RefSeq and is a predicted model, not a curated record. The transcript has 2 exons.